Etheostoma cragini (Arkansas darter) is the source of this 3391-nucleotide messenger RNA. RefSeq names its product mediator of RNA polymerase II transcription subunit 26-like. Gene Ontology annotation, cellular component: nucleus; core mediator complex; mediator complex. NCBI's taxonomy places the organism in Eukaryota, Metazoa, Chordata, Actinopteri, Perciformes, Percidae. The record is from RefSeq and is a predicted model, not a curated record. Gene Ontology annotation, molecular function: transcription coregulator activity. The transcript is spliced from 3 exons. Bases 297 to 2015 code for a protein of 572 amino acids. Gene Ontology annotation, biological process: regulation of transcription by RNA polymerase II; positive regulation of gene expression.
CUCCCAUCAUGCUCUGCUCGAACGCUUAACAAAAAGCCUGAUGAGAAGAGGAGGAGGAGGCUACCAGCGGUGGGGGUAGCCGAUUCCCGGAGAGGCUUUUCUGUUCCCGUCGUCCGAAUUAUUAAAUCGUGACAGCGGCGAAUAAAAACAAAAAUAAAAGCAUCAUAAAACAUGAUGCUCAUGCCAAGAGAACAUCUUCCGUCGGGCAAGUGAAUGUCGACAGGUUUCCCACUGGCGCCUCUUCCUGGGAUUCUGCUGUCUAGCUAGUCCGUCCUGACCCGCUAUACCGCCAGGCGAUGACAGCGGCUACAGCCACUCCGCAGGUGAUGAGAGACCGGCUGCUACAGGCCAUCGACGGCCAGAGCAAUCAGAUAUGCAACAUGGUGAUAGUUAUGGAGGUGAUCUCCUAUUUGGAGAAACAUCCUAUCACCAAAGAGGCACUGGAGGAAACCCGUCUUGGCAAGCUUAUCAACGAUGUCCGGAAGAGAACCAAGAAUGAAGACCUUGCCAAAAGGGCCAAGAAGCUCCUGCGAAACUGGCAGAAGCUAAUUGAGCCAGGGAAGGGUGAAGUGUUGUCCAAAGGACACACAGGUGCAUCAUGGUCUUCCAAUGGCGGUGCUCAUCCCUGCAUCUCCAUUCCAGCUGCCACCACACCAUCAGGUAAAACAGGCGCAGAGUUGAAGAACAGAAAUGACUUCAACAACUGCUACUCCUCGAGGCCGGAGAAACCAAGCAACAGGAAACGUAAGGGUGACCACAAGGAAGGACUGCUCUUACCAGCCAAGAUAUCCAAAACGACUCUUAAUGAUAAAAUACAUAACUCCAAACAGCUGCCAACCAAUGGAAUAGGCGGUAGCUCUGAAAUGUUUGCAGAUACUUGUGCAAAUCAGCCUUUAGACAGGGACAUUUCUGAGCCAUUGGAUAAUGACAGGCUUAUUAAAAUCCCAGUCAAUGCUGUAAAACCUCAUCCAAGUGGCCUAGGAUACAGCAAACCUCCUAGCACUUCUUCUCUGCUAAAAGCAUCAGUUCUGCAGCAGCAAGCCAGACAAGAGCCAGCUGUCUCUGGGGGGCAAUAUCGACCCAGAAGUCCACGCUGUUCUUUGCACUGUCCUCAAACUCCAAAGCAGGAAGCUGGUGUCAAACCAACUACAUCACAAGCACCAGGUCUUUCUAGUCCCACAGUGAGGCCUGGGUCGGUGGAUAUUUUUGGGCUGGGCCCUUCCACUCAGCCUUUCAGUGGUUGUAUUCAGGGUUUACACACAGACGGUUCAGAUUUGGAUUCUCAAAGCAGCCCUCCCAUUAUGUCUCUUCACAACUCAUAUGCCUCUUGCUGCAGUGACAUGGUCAGUUUAGAAGAUGAUGCUGUUAGCAGAACAGAGAAAAGGAAAAGACAGAAAUACAGGCCUAAGGACCAUGUGGUAAAUUUAGAUGGACAGACUGUAGAAGAUAGCACUAAACCAGUCAGGUUAAAAGACAGAAGACUUGUAUUUGACCCUGUAACAGGACAGAUCAAACCCUCCUUUCAUAAAGAGUCUUGCCAUGAGGGGGAGGUCAAACUAGGCCACAGACCUGAAUGUCAGUUGUCGGAACAGCCAAAGCAGAAUCCACCGGUUCCUCCCAGUCCCUUCCAGCAGACAGACUGGAAAGAGCUGUCGAGGAGUGAAAUAAUCCAGUCGUACCUAAGCCAGCAAUGCAACGUGCUGACAUCGUCGGGCGCCCACACCCCUGGUGCACACUUUUUCAUGACAGAGUUCUUGAAAAAAGAGGAACACGGAAGUAUAGAUGUCAAGAAAACACAUGUGUUGGCAGCAGAACUCCCAGCAAGGGAUUAUCCUGGGGUAAGCAGAGAAGUCAUCAAUGAAGAUCUGAACAGAUUACACAAGCAAAACUGGUCCGGGGUUAACGGUUGCUAUGACACAAAGGGUAAUUGGUAUGACUGGACCGAGUGCAUAUCCUUAGACCCUCAUGGAGAUGAGAGCAGGUUGAACAUACUGCCUUACGUCUGUCUGGAUUAAAAUUGAGGUAGGGUUUCUGAAUUGGAAGUUGUAAGCUGCCCUUCAUUGUGUAGUGGAGUAAAUCUGUGUGUAUGAAGGCACUUUAUUUAAGUGUAAGCUGGUGAUUUGCACCAUAGGUGAAAGUGGAGUCAACGUCCUUGGUUGUGUGUGGAGCACAGGGGGUAUAAUCAGUGUUUUAAUUAGUUUUUUUAAACAUUGUGUGAAGACAGCGUUAAGUAAAGAGGCUAUGCAUUAUCUGACCAUUUAGUCCUUGGUGUUCAGUAACUGUACAGGAUUAAUUCACUAUACCUGCCAUUCUUUGAAUGGGGAAUUACAUUAAACUGCCCUGCUAUGUUUCAUUCGUCUUAUGUUAUCCACAUGACUUUUGAAGUGAGACAAUUCUGCAUCCACUCACAUUUAGUCCAUAGUGCACAGUUUUUCAUUUGAAGUUUAAUUUAAGAUUGUUUGUUUGUUCAAUCAACUUCAUCAUCUUUCAACAGCAAGUUGUAAGUUACAUAAUUAAAGCAUACAUCCAACAGAUACCAAUUAGGUUUUUGUUGGCAUUUGCUCCUGAAUCUUAAAGGUUGUUUGGAUGAGCUGAAACUAAUGCUAUUUUCAAGAAGCUAUCAUCAUUACUAUUUGUAUUAACAACUAUCAACUGCUGUGAAAAAACAUUUUGUAAUUGCACCUUUUUAGAACCGCUGUUCCCUUAUUUCACCACUGUCUCAUGCAGUGACUUUUAGCAGAAAUAAUACCUGACAAAAAGUGUUGUGAGGUUUGAAUGCUAUUAAAGUGACUGAAUGAAACUGCCAGAUGGGACAGUUAGUGGUGAAUGAAAGGCUGGUAUGGGGGUUGCACAAUGCACGCUGAAAAAAAAAAAAAUUGUCAUGUAUAAUAUUUAUUUACAUAUUAAUUUUAAGAUUUAUAUACAUGUCAGACUACACAAUCACUUUUUUUUUUUUUAUUUAUUAAAAAUUGGUUCAGUGUUGAGCAACAGUCCAACCAUUUUCUGCUGAUACACCAACCUACCUUACACAGGAAAACUCUUUAAAAUUCCAAAUUCUGAUAAUGUGAACUUAUACUUGCCUUUUCCCUUUGCUGUGUAUUAAGGCUGUAACAUAUGAAAUGAAAUGGCAGAGCAGAUCAUGCUCCUAGCUGGCAUCUUUGUACUGUCAGGAAGAACUGGGAUGUGAAUUGACAUGCUGGAUAAAGUACUUAAUAUCAUUCCUGUAGAUAUUGUUUGCCUUAUGGAAACCUUUGUUUUCCCUAAAGACAGAGCCUUAGUGAAUGUACAGAAAUUAGCCUUUUGUGUUCAGUUGGAUGCAGAAGAAAACAUAUUUGCUACCUAGUCCUUUAAGUGGACAUGUUGAUAUGUGUUAAUAAAAAAACUGAAGGAA